Fonticula alba is the source of this 1359-nucleotide messenger RNA. RefSeq lists its product as hypothetical. Lineage: Eukaryota; Rotosphaerida; Fonticulaceae. The transcript is spliced from 2 exons. The coding region runs from base 1 to 1359 and encodes 452 amino acids. The record is from RefSeq and is a predicted model, not a curated record.
AUGGCGUACGUUCCCGACAAUGACGAUCAGUACCAGGACCAAUACUAUGAAUAUGACGAAGAUGAAGAAGCCGCUGGCGAGCACUACUACUACUCUGGUCAGGGCGGGGAUGGCUAUGGCUAUGACCAGGACUACUACUCCGAUGAGGAUGACUACUAUGGCGAUGACUAUGACGACCCGGAUGACUACAGCGUGAGUGUCGCGCCGGCCAAGUCCAACAAGAAGGCCGGCCAGGCCACCCCCGCCUCUGCCAAGCAGUCCUCUUCCCUGUCCAGCGCCUCCACCGAGACGAGUAUCUCGGGUAGCCCCCCGAACAGUGCCAGCAACAGCGCCAAUGCCCUGCCCCGUCUCCCGACGUUGCAGAUGCCCAGCCUGCCCGGCCUGCCCAGCUUACCCAGCAGUGUGGCUGCGCCCGCUGUGGCGGCGACGCCCCCGGCGGCCGAGCCCUCCUCCUCGGCUCCGCGGCUGGCCGGCCUCGCCCUGCCGACGACCCGGCCGACGGCCCUGCCGAUGGGCAGCGCCCCUCGGCCGGCCGGGCAGCUUGCCGGCCUCACCCUGCCGACUUUGCCCAGUCUACAGGGAAGUGCAUCGGCCAGCUCGCUGGCCAGCUCGUCCGCGAGUUCUCCCGCUCUCACCACCUCGAGCUUGCCGCGCCUACCGACGCUGAGUCUGCCAGCGGGCUUUUCGACGGCGACCGGGGCGGCCCCGUCGCUGCCGCGCCUGCCCUCGCUGGCGCCGGUGGCGGCAGCCCCUGCGCCGCUCCCCUCGCUGCCGCAGCUCCCGGCCUCCCUCUCGACGGCCAGCCUGGCAAUCUCCUCGACACCGAAGGCCCCGGCAGCGGGCCCCGACGUCCCUCCGGGUGCCCGUGUGUCAGUCCAGAAGGCGGAUUCGUGCUCGGCCUCCAGCCAGCUCCUGCUGGCCCGGGGCGCCGGCUCUUCCUCCUCGGCCAGCCAACACGCCGACGUGUCGGCCUUCCUGUUCGAGCGCCUGCUGCUGGGUCCUGGGGUCGAGGGGAAUGCGCGGCCCGCGCGCCUUGCCGACCCUCGGGCCGCCGGGGCCGCCUUCCCGCGUGAUUGGCUUCCCGGAGUCCAGCCGGCUGCUCCUGGGGAGGCCCUUCCGGUGGUCGCCGAUCCGCAGGCUCGCCUGUCGCUCUUCCUGUCCAGCAAGGAGUCCAAUUUGCGUCGGCUGGCCCCACCAUCGGCCCCGGCCGAGGGGUCCAUGGCACUGACCGACCGCAAGGAGGCCCCGCCUCCUGUUGUCAUCCUUGCCAGCACCCUGCCGCCGGCUGUGGCGGCCUUCGACUUUUCGACACCCUGCCCGGAUGAGGAGAUCGGCUCGGCGCUGGAUCGCUCCAUCUAG